AUGGCGACCACACAGCAGAGCAAGUACCAGUACAGCACUUCUGAAAUUGAACUCAGUUUCGCCAACAGUGAGGAACGAAUACGUCGUGAGUCGCGGAUCAGUACCGAUGCACCUCAGCUGGAACUCCUUCACCACAACGAGCGAGAUGCCGCCAACUCAGACGAUCGUCUCCGCAGCUCACGCGAGAGAUUACCCAGUACUGCUUUGAACCAUGAGCUACCGAACGCCCCUCUGCUUGAGAAGCAACCUGACCUCUCUCUCGGCUGGCCGACAUCACCUCGACCCGUCAAGAACUCCCUCGGUACCACUGCCUGGAAGGUUCUUACUGAUCUGCUUCUACUGGCUCUCUCGGUCGCAUUCCUGUCUUUUGCUUUAUUCGUCAUCUGGUACAACGGCAAACCUACUAGCCGCCACCAAGACGCAGCCGAGAGGAUCAAACAAGCUUCAAUAUGGAUAAGCUACGGACCAACGGACAUUCCUGAACACACGGAGUUCUUCUAUGUGGUGCCUAGCCAGUGGCUACUGCCUGAUGACGAGUAUUUUAAGCCGACCUUCUUGGAUUUCCCUUACCUCACUGCCCUCACGAGUCAGUCUACUGCACAAGGCUCUCCACGCGAUACCUGGGGUCACGUCAAAGUACCUCGGAUCGAGCACUACGAAGGCAAAUCACCUUCCGGAGACGGAGGCUGGUACAGCACAGUGAACGGCACUCUAGAAUCUUACUCUUCGUUCAUUGGUGUUCCAAUAAGUGGCAUGGACUGA
Molecule: messenger RNA, 762 nt
Organism: Alternaria ventricosa
Lineage: Eukaryota; Fungi; Ascomycota; Dothideomycetes; Pleosporales; Pleosporaceae
Exons: 2
Coding region: 1-762 (253 amino acids)
Source: RefSeq, a predicted model, not a curated record